CUGCUUCAACCACGUCUCCCGCUGUAGCCCGCUGGCACUGAGAGGCCUCAGAUUUGUGGAUUACUGGAUGGAAAUGUCUGACACAGUCAAACCUCUGACUUCCUUCCUCAUAGAGGACAUUCUCUCCAUUAAGGACAGCUCAGGAUUUAAUGGCAAAUGCUGUUCAGAGAAGAUAGAGAGAUGUUCACAGUGGAAUGAAGAAUCUGAAAUGCUGUCAGAGCAACUCUGCCCUCAGGAGACAGCGUUUGGAGUGCACACAGAGUCUCUGGACACAUCCUGUCCCAGCAUCUCAGAGUCCAGCAGUUAUUCCUCCACAGGGAAACAGAAGCGCUCCAGAGCUGCGUUUACACACUUCCAAGUGCUUGAACUGGAGAAGAAAUUUAACCACCAGAAAUACCUCUCCGCCCCAGAGAGGGCUCACCUGGCCAGCACCUUAAGACUCACUGAGACCCAAGUGAAAAUCUGGUUUCAGAACCGGAGGUACAAGACAAAACGAAAGCAGCAGACAUCAGAGUUCUGUAAGGACGUGUACAAAGCAGAGGGACUGGGCCUGAGAGGAGAUUUGGUCCGAUCAUCACUAAUAAACUCCUUCUGCAAAGCUUACCAGUACAGACCCUACCUGUGGGACUACAGUGGCCCCUGGGGGCCAGCGUUAUGGUGAAACUGAAAUGAUGUAUGAAACUAUGAUUUAUAAUCAUAAACCUAUGUUUAGUAUCCCUGAUAUUUAGGCUCUAUGUUCACUAUCAAAGUUAAUUAUUUGUUAUUUGACGUUGAUUUUGAACUCAUCACCAGUGUAUGAUCAGAAAUAAUUUUGUUCAUGAAUACAUCCUGUAAUUGUUCUCAUGCCUCAAGAUAAAAUACACUGAUGUUGCACAAUGAAACAUUUUAUCACUGAAGCACUGUUGAUUAAUUCAUUAAUAAAUGAAUGUUGAUACAUUUAAA
This is a messenger RNA of Dicentrarchus labrax (European seabass), 942 nucleotides long. It is a transcript of the gene nkx3-1, whose product is annotated as NK3 homeobox 1. Gene Ontology annotation, cellular component: nucleus. Gene Ontology annotation, biological process: cell differentiation; regulation of transcription by RNA polymerase II. Gene Ontology annotation, molecular function: RNA polymerase II cis-regulatory region sequence-specific DNA binding; DNA-binding transcription factor activity, RNA polymerase II-specific. Lineage: Eukaryota; Metazoa; Chordata; Actinopteri; Moronidae. The record is from RefSeq and is a predicted model, not a curated record. Bases 68 to 661 code for a protein of 197 amino acids. The transcript is spliced from 2 exons.